Molecule: messenger RNA, 1531 nt
Organism: Mugil cephalus (flathead mullet)
Lineage: Eukaryota; Metazoa; Chordata; Actinopteri; Mugiliformes; Mugilidae
Gene: rusf1
Product: RUS family member 1
Exons: 14
Coding region: 185-1468 (427 amino acids)
Source: RefSeq, a predicted model, not a curated record
GGAAAGAAUCCGGAAGCGUCUUAGAGAAAAACAAAACACGAGAAGAGGACACGUCGGUCGUUAACCAAAACACUCUGUUGUUUCAUUUGAGCUUUAGUUAAAUAUAUCCCAGUGAAUUGUACACUGCAUAAUUGUGUUUGCUUUUAUCGUCUUCAUCCCUGUGUUUGUUCAUCCUAACAGUCGAAUGGAGAAAGAUCCGUGUGUAGUUUUAGCUACAGAGAGGUAUGGCAGUGCAGAAUCCUGGAAGUAUUUAGCAAAGGAUGGAGUGAUGGAGAGGAGGAGAGAUGGGGCUGAAGGCAAAUCGAGAGGAAACUCUGUUGUUGGAGUUUUUAAAAGUGUCUUCCUGCCUCAGGGCUAUCCAGAGAGUGUCAGUGACGAUUAUCUGCAGUACCAGUUUUGGGAUACAGUACAGGCUUUCUCCAGCUCCCUCUCAGGGACUCUGGCCACUCAAGCUUCACUCAAAGGUGUUGGUGUAGGAAACCAAGAGGCGACAGUAGCUGCAGCUACAGUUACCUGGUUAUUAAGAGAUGGAACCGGCAUGUUGGGAAGAAUCCUCUUUGCCUGGCGGAAGGGGAAUAAGCUGGACUCUGAGGCCAAAAAAUGGAGACUUUUUGCUGACGGUCUCAACGACAUUGCCAUGUUCAUGGAAAUAUUGGCUCCUUACUUUCCUGCUUUCUUCACCUUGAUUGUGUGCACUGCAGGAGUAUUCAAGUCUAUUGUUGGAGUAGCAGGAGGUGCCACCAGAGCUGCUCUGACUGUUCAUCAGGCUCGCAGAGACAACAUGGCCGAUAUCUCUGCCAAAGAUGGCAGUCAGGAGACUUUAGUGAACCUGGCUGGACUGUUGGUCAGUUUGAUACUCAUUCCACUUGUCACUGACAAUCCGGUAUUGACUCUCAGCCUCUUCUUCCUCUUCACCCUCCUCCAUCUUUUUGCCAACUAUAAGGCUGUGCGUUCAGUUGUCAUGGAAACCUUAAACGAGGCACGGCUUUCCAUCAUGUUACAGCAGUACCUGAGCGGCAAACAAAUCCUGAGUCCACUACAGGCCAAUCAGAGAGAACCUGUCUUCUUCGAGUUUGGGAAAACUGUCCCAGUCAGACUCGGAGUUAGGCUGCAAGAGGUUGUACAGAGCCCAGAUGAGCUUAAUUUGGCUUUGAAGGAAAACAACAUGCCUUACCUCUUGGGAGUCAGAAAUGGCUGCGUAUGCGUUUGUUUGGGACCGGAAGCAUCAGUACACGAUGAGAUCAGAGCAAUGUGCCAGGCUGUGUGGCUCAGCGGCAUGUUGAGUCGUCCAGCAUCCAAAGAGCCUAAACAGAAAAGUCCAUGGGAAAUGGUGCAUGAGAGUCACAAGCUGAUGGAUGGCAUUUUCAAUCCAUUCCUCAAAGGUAUUGAAGCUGCAGGAUGGGAUGUAAAGCGAACUCUGCUGAACUGGGAUGAGUGGAGAGUUGAGUGGAAGACUAAGAGCCACUGAGCAUCCAUUUCUCACCGUUUAUAUAUCGUUGUAUGUUUAUUAAAACAAUUAUAUUUUCAAGAA